UACGUAACAGUUGUAGGGCUGGGCAUACUUAUUUUUAUGGCUAUAUAGGCUAAACAUCUACCCUUUACUUCUGAAUAAGAGUAGUAGGAAAAUAUGAGGGCAAGAAACAUAUUUAGCUCUCACUUCUUUUCCACAGCAUUAGCAGCUCAAUUACUCACCAUACUCUUUACCUCAAACUCCUCAUUCUGCCAUGCAACUGCCUUAACUUCUUCAGCUGGCAAAAAUGAUAGAAGAGAAGCAAUAGAAAUCAUAAUCAUAGGUGAUGUCCCUCCCAUUGCUCCUGCCUAUCCUCCUUCUAACGGAGAUGAUCCAGAUAAUUGGUAUUCACCUCCUCCUGAACCACUAUGUCCUCUUCCUCCUCCACCGCCGACUCCUGCAGAGUCACCAUGUCCCCCUCCCAUGCCUCCAACCCCAUCGCCCUCACCACCACCACCACCACCCCCACCACCUAAAGUUCGUCCCAAACACUCACCACCCCCACCAUCCACCCCAGGUUAUCUUACCGCAGAACUAAGAAAAGUCAUAAAAGUCAUUCAAAAUUUCAAAAAGACAAUAACUAGCGACCCCUUUGGCGUAACAAAAACAUGGGUAGGCAACGACAUUUGCAGAAAGUACGUCGGAUUCACUUGCUACAAAAACCACGUUGUUGCCAUCGACUUCAAUGGUUUCCGCUUCAACGGCAGUCAACUGUCCUUGAGCAAGUUCAUUGAAGAAAUCAAGACUUUAGUCAUCAUCCAUCUCAACUCCAACAACUUCACUGGCUCGGUACCUGAAAUAUCAACCAAAACGCUCCCUAAACUUUUCGAGCUCGAUUUGAGUAAUAACAAGCUUGCUGGGCCUUUCCCAAAAGCUGUUCUUGGUGCUACAAAUUUAACCUAUUUGGAUGUUAGAUUCAACCAGUUAACAGGUCCAGUGGACCCUCAAGUAUUCACAUUGGAUCUUGACGUUCUUUUUCUUAACAACAAUGGUUUUUCUGGUGAAAUCCCAGAAACAUUUGGCCGUACUGCUGCCCUGUUUAUCACACUAGCCAACAAUAGAUUCACUGGUGAAAUCCCUAAAAGCAUUGGCAAUGCUUGUAGAAAUAUCCUUGAGGUUCUGUUCUUGAAUAAUCAACUUUAUGGUUGCUUGCCUUAUGAGAUAGGCUUGUUGAAACUGGCAACUGUAUUUGAUGCUAGUGUGAAUAAGUUAACAGGUCCAAUACCUCAUUCUUUUGGGUGCCUAAGGGAUAUGCAACUGCUGAAUAUUUCUUACAAUCAGCUGUAUGGUCCCGUGCCAGAAUCACUCUGCAAGCUCAGCCACUUGCAAAAACUUACCUUGAAAUUCAACUAUUUUACUCAGGUUGGACCAGAAUGUCGAAAGCUGAUAAAGGAGAAGAUUCUUGAUAUUAGCAUGAAUUGUGUACUGGAUCUUGAGAACCAGAGAAAACCUGAAGAAUGUGAAGCCUUCUUCUUGCAGCCCCGGAAAUGUCCAGACAUGGAAUCACUAAGUAAAGUACCUUGUAAUAUUGAUGAGUUCUCUUCUAGGCAAAGUUCUGGUCGAGCUUAUCGCCAUCACCGUGCAAGGGCUCAUUCAACUACUUAUGCUGCCAUCAAUAAACCUCACCUCUGAUUUAUUUACCAUGGUAAUUCCGUAGUAUAAUUUUUAGAUGUGUAAUAGCGAUGUAUGUAAAUUGGGAAUGGCAGGUAAAGAUACAGCAAGUAUCCCAAUUUACAAGACAGAGGCUGAUAUAACUAUUUAUGUACCAUUAAAUUUGUAAGUACUGAGUAUAACCUUUGGUCUUUUGGAGUAAGCUGCCUCUUUUAAAAAGAAUCCAGCUUGGCUUCUCCUA
Messenger RNA from Nicotiana tabacum (common tobacco), 1828 nucleotides. RefSeq lists its product as uncharacterized. The record is from RefSeq and is a predicted model, not a curated record. Lineage: Eukaryota; Viridiplantae; Streptophyta; Magnoliopsida; Solanales; Solanaceae. Gene Ontology annotation, molecular function: protein binding.